Molecule: messenger RNA, 465 nt
Organism: Acytostelium subglobosum LB1
Lineage: Eukaryota; Evosea; Eumycetozoa; Acytosteliales; Acytosteliaceae
Exons: 2
Coding region: 1-465 (154 amino acids)
Cellular component (GO): transport vesicle; BLOC-1 complex
Source: RefSeq, a predicted model, not a curated record
AUGAGCAAGAAGUUUACUAUCCCGCUUGAGCCUGUCAUCAAGGACAUGGGAGGAGUUUAUGACUUCUACUUUGAUCAGAACUUGUUCAUAGAGACAGAGAUCAAUAAGUUUAUAAAGGAGUAUGAGGGCAAGCGUGGAGAUAGAGAUAUUCAUGCGCUGCAGGUACAGACGAUCAAUGCAAAUGCAACAAUGCAUAAUAUAAAGUCUGGUAUUCAAUGUGCCGAUCAGAGACUGGACAAGAUAAACAGUUCACUACGUGAGCUCAACAAUAAGAUGCAGACACAGCUGCUCAAGGAGGAUGUGUAUCAAUCACAACGCGACUCUGAUCGCGUCGUCAAACAAGAGAGUCAAGACUUUGAGCGCAGUCAAAUCGAAGAGCAACUGUCUGCCAAGCGCGCAGUCAUUGAUCGCGAGCAUACCGAUACAACACACGCACUCAGAGACAAGUACCAGAUUGUAUUAUAA